This is a messenger RNA of Astyanax mexicanus (Mexican tetra), 2358 nucleotides long. It is a transcript of the gene mych, whose product is annotated as myelocytomatosis oncogene homolog. Gene Ontology annotation, molecular function: protein dimerization activity; RNA polymerase II cis-regulatory region sequence-specific DNA binding; DNA-binding transcription factor activity, RNA polymerase II-specific. Lineage: Eukaryota; Metazoa; Chordata; Actinopteri; Characiformes; Acestrorhamphidae. The coding region runs from base 422 to 1546 and encodes 374 amino acids. The record is from RefSeq and is a predicted model, not a curated record. Gene Ontology annotation, biological process: regulation of transcription by RNA polymerase II; positive regulation of cell population proliferation. The transcript has 3 exons.
UUGUUGUGCCUGCUACGCCGCUCUGUAUCCCUCCGCGCGGGCACUAUCCGCUCACUACAGCUCGCUCUCCCGCAGAAACAGCGCGUUUAAUACCCGCUGCGACAACAACGCCCCCAUAUAAUCACCCUCUGCGGUUACUUUGGCGAUUAGAAUAAAUCGAUUUUAAUUCAAUAUUACCUAGAACACGUUUUGGCGCGAAUUCCUCCGUGGAAGGACACGCGGCGGCGCUUCGGCUGUAUAAAAUUAAAUCCCGGCUCCGCCACACCCACUGCCCCUCCGCGUGCUCCCGACCUCAGACAUUUCAGCGGAUUUACAGCUUUAUUAAAACUUUCUCCACACCUAACAUCGCUGAUUCUCUUCUGUUUCCGCUGUUUAUUGAUCACGGUUUAUCUCCAGCGGUCUGUUCAGCCGGUUCUGCAGGAUGUUACCGAGCUGUUCUCCGCCGCACGACUGGCUGAGCGAGUCGGAGCCGCUGCUGUUUGAUGAUGAAUUCUGUCAGAGUCUCAUCAAGGACCUGCAGAACCACGCGCUGCCCACCCCGCCGCACUCCCCGCCGCUGAAGCCGGGCCCGGGCCGGCCGCUCUCCAGCGUGGAGCAGCUGGAGCUGGUGUCGGAGCUCCUGCUGGAGGACAGCGACUUUCUGCAGCUCAGCUGGAGCAGCGACUUCAGCGCGGAGUCCGGCGGAUCGGGGUCCGGGUCCAGCCCGGGGGCGAGCUCCGAUCCGAGCCCCAUAGACCCGGUGUCGGCGGCGUGCCUGUGGCCGGGUCCCGGGGAGAAGUCCGCGGAGGAGAAGCUGGGCGCGGUGCUGUCCUCCAGCCCGCUGCUCUCGGAUAUAGACGCGCACAUCUUCGCGGAGAUCGCCGGAUCCACGCUGGACUGCCACAGCGCGGCGCUCGCCUGCCAGCUGCUGGAGAGCGAGGAUCUGCUGCUGGACAGCCCGGAGCUCAGCGAGGAGUCCUCGGACUACGGCUCUCUGUCCGCCGGGGGCGAGUCCUCCUCCAGCGAUUCCGAGGAGGAGAUAGACGUGGUGACGGUGCGCCGCUGUAAAACCCUCACACGCUCUCAGUAUCAGCAGCAGCAGGAGGACAGCCGGCGGGAGCAGCAGAGAGCUCUGAAACGCUGCCACCUCGAGAUCCAGCAGCAGCACAACUACGCCGCCCCCUGCCCCGCCUCCCCGCCCCGUCCCGCCACGUGCCUGAAACGCUCCAGAGCCUCCGGAGACUCUCACAAGCUCUCCGGCCGCUCCCGCAACCUCACCACGCGCCACAGCGCCGACACAGAGGACGAGGAGGAGCGGCGGAGGACCCACAACGUGAUGGAGCGACAGCGACGCAACGAGCUGAAGAACUGCUUCUUACGCCUCCGAGAUAACGUCCCCGAAGUGUCCAACAACGACAAAGCUUCCAAGGUGGUGAUCCUCAAACGCGCCAAGGAGAGCAUCUGGAACUUGGAGACAGAGGAGCAGAGACUCAGUCACAAGAAGGACAAACUGAGACAGAGGCAGGAGCAGCUCCGGGUCCGGCUGGAGCAGCUCAGGAGACUCUGAGGAGCAGCAGGACUUUCCUGACUGGACUUUUCUUCAGCUCUAACUGAGGAACUCGGUUUCGGACUGUGCCGGCGCAUGUGACCCGGUGACUGAAACGUCCAUUAACCAGGCACCACCUCGACUGACGUGAUCUCCAAGGAGAAAGCUGAUGUUCUCGUUUGUAAAUUUCCUUUUUUGGAAACCAUGUGUAAUGCAACACUGCUCAGAGUUUAGUCCCUUUAGAGCGAAAAGCCUAAAAUACGAGUCUUAAUCAGUUCUGUGUUUCGGACUCUGUUCGUUUACUGUUUAACCUUAAAUAGUCUUCAUAAAUGAUCGUAUUCUGCUGGGCUGGAUCCAAAGCUAAUAUCUGGGGAUGAACGUGUGCCGUUAAAGCUCGCGUUCGCUGAUGGGAAAAUAACACGUUGCCACUUGUUCACUGUUUGAUUUAAACUGGAAAGACAAGACCCUGUUGGUUGAAAUUUGACAUUUGUUUAUAGCUAAUCAUGUUGAGUUUUGGAGUGUCUUCAUAGAAAAGGAGUGUUCAUACUUGAAAUUCACUCUCACUCACUUUCUUUCUGCUAAAGUUUUGUUUGUUUGUUUGUUUGUUUGUUUUCCUUUCUCUUUAUCUACCUCUGCCAAGAAUCCUGGGAAACAUUAUUGCCUUCAUAACGGCAGCCUGUAUAGAAUCCCCUCCUCUUUAUUUUUGUGUAUAUGUCAGUUUCUUAAUUAUGUAUUAUAAAUUAUUUAGCUGUUUGUUCUUGGUUUGAGAAUUUUAAAGAGUUAUUUUUUAGCAGCACUUUGUUUUAUACGAUUAUUAAAAAGUGGACAACACA